Molecule: messenger RNA, 892 nt
Organism: Panicum virgatum (switchgrass)
Lineage: Eukaryota; Viridiplantae; Streptophyta; Magnoliopsida; Poales; Poaceae
Product: glucan endo-1,3-beta-D-glucosidase-like
Exons: 4
Coding region: 280-648 (122 amino acids)
Source: RefSeq, a predicted model, not a curated record
CUGCUGGAGGCACAUGGUAGGUUGCCCUUUGGGUUAGACCUGUGUCUGUUCAAAUUCACACUGUCACAUGGAUGUAGCAUGCCAUCCCAUCCCUUCCAAGCAAGCAAGCAAGAAGAGUGUCACCUACUCUACUCAACAAGGCAAUCAAACGGCUCGCUCCUUUUCCUUAUAAACUUAGCUUGCUACCCCUGUGCAGAAGCACUAGUGUGAUCUGACUCUUGGCCUUGGCAAGCUCCCAGCUCCAGCUUGGUGCCGGUGCCUGCUCUGAAGCAUAGCAAGAUGGGCAGGGGAGCUCAGCCAUCUGCGCCGCUCCUGCUCUUCUCUCUGGGGCUGGUGCUUCUCUACUUCACCGCAGGCAGCACCGUCCGUCUUGCGGAGGCACAGCAGAAGACGUGGUGCAUCGCGAAGCCGUCGGCGUCGAACGAGAUCCUGGCGCAGAACCUGGACUACGCGUGCUCCCAGGUGAGCUGCGCCGUGAUCCAGAAGGGCGGGCCGUGCUACUACCCGGACAGCCUGGUGUCCCGCGCCGCCGUCGCCAUGAACCUCUACUACGCCUACAGCGGCCGCCACGCCUGGAACUGCUACUUCAACAACUCCGCGCUCGUCGUCCAGUCCGACCCCAGUUACGGAUCCUGCACGUACUACUGAUGGUGAGUGGCGCCGGUUGUGGAGUGGAGGGACGCCGUGCGAGCUCAACUGCAAACUGCUGAUGCAGCUGAGACAACUCAGAUUGUCGGGGAACGGCAGAGGCUACUCUCUGAUUGUUGUGUGGUGGAUUGUGAUGUGUCUAGUGAACUGUGAUGCAGUUGACCUUUGGAGAUUUUCGAACAGCUCAUUGAUAUCUUAACUCGAGGUUGUCGCUUCGAACAUAGAUCUGUUCGGUUUGUCGACU